This is a messenger RNA of Numida meleagris (helmeted guineafowl), 1079 nucleotides long. RefSeq names its product succinate dehydrogenase complex subunit D (gene SDHD). The record is from RefSeq and is a predicted model, not a curated record. Gene Ontology annotation, biological process: mitochondrial electron transport, succinate to ubiquinone; tricarboxylic acid cycle. Bases 30 to 563 code for a protein of 177 amino acids. Lineage: Eukaryota; Metazoa; Chordata; Aves; Galliformes; Numididae. Gene Ontology annotation, molecular function: heme binding; ubiquinone binding. The transcript has 4 exons. Gene Ontology annotation, cellular component: mitochondrial envelope; membrane.
GCGGUGCGCAUCGCGACUCGGAAGCGGAAAUGCGAUGGCGGUUACAACUUCCGGUUCCGGCGCGCGGUGCCCUUGGGCAGCAGGGGAUGAUGGCGGCGCUGGUGCUGCUACGGGCGGGGCUGGCGCGGCCCCGCAGCGUCCCGACGGCUCUGCUCCGUGGGACCGUUCUCCGCCGCCCCGCCGUGCUGGCGGCCGCCGCCGACCGCAGCGCUCCGGCCCGGCAGAGCCAUGGCGGCGCCCCGCAGGGCCACGGCAGCUCCAAGGCCGCAUCCUUGCACUGGACCAGUGAGCGUGCGAUCAGCGUCCUCCUGCUGGGCCUGCUCCCCGCUGCCUACCUGUACCCUGGAGCAGCUGUGGACUACUCCUUGGCUGCGGCACUCACUCUCCAUGGCCACUGGGGUCUUGGACAGGUAAUAACCGACUACGUCCAUGGAGAUACUCCUAUUAAAGUGGCCAAUACAGGUCUGUACGUACUAUCAGCCGUUACCUUUGCUGGCCUCUGCUACUUCAACUAUUAUGACGUUGGUAUCUGCAAGGCUGUUGCCAUGCUGUGGAGCGUCUGAGAUGCACCAAGUCACUGACAAACGUGAUUGUUCCUUGCUGCCUCUGCUUUACCGUAUUUUUAACAAGUUUCAUGUGAGAACAAUGAAUAACCAAGGGUCUGUAGUUUGUACCUGUAGCAGCCAAUUCAGAGCUCAUCUUUCAGAAAUAAAUACCCAUCUUUCUUUUGAUUUAUUGCUACAGCAGGAAAAAUCUUACAAAAGAAGGAGUAAAUUUCAAGUGGCUGAUGUCCAGGUGAGAGAGAGUUGAAUUAAGCUGCACUGCACACGGGAAGGGAUGACAUAAAUAACAAAGUGUAGCUGAGGAUAAUUUCCUUGCAUGGGGAGCUUCGAUGAGUGUUUUUCUGAAAUAUUUUCUGCUUUGUAAACAAACUCAGUGAUAAUUGAACUAUUAUUUCUGACAUCACAACUGAACUGUGUGUAAGGCACUCCCUGUAACUCUUUGGGCCCUGAGAGUUGAUGUAGAAAAGGGAAUACUUUUUUCAUAAUCCAUACAAUAAAGAAUUUGCAGAAACUGUG